Anopheles aquasalis is the source of this 3059-nucleotide messenger RNA. RefSeq names its product splicing factor 3b subunit 2 (gene Sf3b2). Gene Ontology annotation, cellular component: U12-type spliceosomal complex; nucleus. Lineage: Eukaryota; Metazoa; Arthropoda; Insecta; Diptera; Culicidae. The record is from RefSeq and is a predicted model, not a curated record.
CUCAAUAUCUUCUUUUCUUUCGGUCGAUAACGCGCUAGACCGAUAUUUUCGGAGUGUUGCACGAACAGAAGUGGACUGUUUAGCUGGUUGCGGCGAUUGCGGAAUCUGUGGGCCAUCAUGGACAACGAUCAGCAGGAGCAUUCGGAUUCGGCUCCUUCCGAGCUGCUAAUUACCGGAAUGAUGAUGUCCGAUCCGCUCACCGGAUGGUCCAGUGGGGAGGUACCACUUGAGGCGCAGGAGGAGCAGGAGUAUCUGCAACAACCGACGGAAAUGGAAAUGGGAGAACCGUUUGCCGACGAAGGAUCAAACGAUGCAGAGGGACAGCACCAGCAGCAGCAGCAGCACCAGCAGCAAGCUUUGCAGCCACCCUCGCUUAUGUCUCUAAAUGUGGAUAGUCCAGAGUCGGACGAGCUGUUGCUGAAGAAACCGGCCGAACUGGUACUGCCGAAAGCUCUGGAGGACGUUCUCGCGCUGACGACGAUUCGUGUGCAGGAACUGGGUGACCAUCAAGGAUCACCACAGCCGGCUGGUGGCAGUGGCAACGUCGGUCAUGCUGAUGGUGCCCCUGUCAGCUCCUAUCUGGAAGCGGACGGUAUUGAGUCCGAAGACGAUAUGACAAACGAGACGCCCCUGGCCGGUGAUGAUGCAGAUAGUGACGUGCACGGCCCAAAGAUGACCGCGGUCGAAGGCAAACAGGACAAGAAUCGUCGCAAGAAAAAACGAAAGAAGGAAAAUCGUAGGGCGCGCCGGGAGCAGAUGCAAAAGGCGCACGAAGAGCGCACCCGGGAGCAGCUGACAGGAGAAACAAAGCAAACGGUGGCGACGGCUACUGCGGAUCAGCAGGACAAAAAUGGCGAGGAAGACGACAGUACGGAACAGCAGGCUAAUGGAGACGAACCCGAUGAUGAAACGAUCGAACAUCCGGCGGGAGAUGGUGGUGAUGGAACGAAUGGCGAGGAACGAGAAUCGAACGGUAAAUCGCCGCAAGAGGAGGAAGAGCAACCGCGUGGCAACGAGGAUGACGAGCAACAGAACGGCGAACCGGACGAGGAAGUGAACCAAAAUGGCGAUGAUCGCGAGGAACAACAAGAGAAUGGAAAAGAGAAGGAAGGCAAAGCAGCACCGAAGUUUGUUGGAAGCCGACGAAAGACGACGAAAGCGAAGGCAACGGAGAAUGGCAGCGAGCCGGUAUCGGUGGAGGACGUCGAGAUCGAGUACGUACCGGAGAAGAUUACGAUCGCUGAUCUGGGCCCACUCUACCGUCAGUUCUAUCGCGUGUUUGAAAUCUUCAAGCUCGACACGAAACCGAAAGAUACGGCCCGGGCAGGGGAAGAAGCGGACAGUGUGAAGGCGGCAGCGGAAAAAGCCGCGCUGAGCGAGAAGAUGGACGAGGAAGAGGACGAGAUGCUGGCCGGUGCCGAUGAGAAGGAUGAUCGGGAUAAGAUUUCCAAGCGCAAACUGAAGAAGCUGACCCGGUUGAGUGUCGCCGAGCUGAAGCAACUCGUGUCCCGUCCGGAUGUGGUGGAAAUGCACGACGUGACGGCGCGUGAUCCAAAGCUGCUGGUGCAGUUGAAGAGCCACCGGAACACGGUGCAAGUGCCACGCCACUGGUGCUUCAAGCGAAAGUAUCUACAGGGCAAGCGCGGUAUCGAGAAGCCACCGUUCGAUCUGCCCGCGUUCAUCAAGAAAACGGGCAUCAUGGAGAUGAGGGCUUCGCUGCAGGAGAAGGACGAGGCCAAGACGUUGAAGGCAAAGAUGCGCGAACGGGCUCGGCCAAAGAUGGGCAAGAUUGACAUCGACUAUCAGAAGCUACACGAUGCGUUCUUCAAGUGGCAGACCAAACCACGCAUGACGAUCCACGGCGAUCUGUACUACGAGGGCAAAGAGUUCGAGACGCGGCUGAAGGAGAAGAAACCGGGCGAUCUUUCCGAGGAGCUUCGCAUCGCCCUGGGUAUGCCGAUUGGUCCGGCUUGUCACAAGAUUCCGCCACCAUGGUUAAUCGCCCAGCAGCGCUACGGACCACCGCCGAGUUACCCGAACCUCAAGAUACCCGGACUCAAUGCACCCAUUCCGGAGGGCUGUUCCUUCGGGUACCAUGCGGGAGGCUGGGGAAAGCCACCGGUAGACGAGAGUGGAAAGCCACUGUACGGCGAUGUGUUCGGAAUGGCCGGAUUGGACGGAGAGGGUGGAAUGGGAGAGGAGGAAAUCGAUCGCACCGUUUGGGGAGAGCUAGAGUCGGAGUCGGAGGAAUCUUCCGAGGAGGAAGAGGAUGAGGGUGAAGAUCUGGCCGCACAACCGGACGAAAGUGGACUGGUAACACCGGCCGAGGGUCUCGUGACACCGUCUGGUCUGACGAGCGGAGUGCCAGCCGGUAUGGAAACACCGGACACGAUCGAGCUGCGCAAGAAGAAGAUUGAAAGUGAAAUGGAAGACAACGAGACACCGGUACUGUAUCACGUGUUGCCCGAGAAGCGCAAUGAACGGAUCGGUGGAGCGAUGAUGGCAUCUACCCACGUGUACGACAUCGGAGCGGCUGGCGGUGGUGCAGGACCGGCUGGUGGUACGGCAGGGGCCGCAGCCGGUGCAGGCCGCCGUGGUGGCGGCGGUGGUGUGGAUCGUGAAGGUAUGGUCGAACUGGCGCUGGAUCCUUCCGAACUGGACCUGGAUAACGAAGCAAUGGCACAGCGCUACGAGCAGCAGAUGCGCGAACAGCAGAGCCACCUGCAGAAGGAAGACCUCUCGGAUAUGCUGGCGGAACACGUGGCGCGACAAAAGUCGAAACGGAAACGGCAACAAACCGACACGACCAGCAAACAGUCGAAAAAGUACAAGGAGUUCAAGUUUUAACCGAACCGACCCAUACAUCCGGUCAUAUCGCAAUCGGGGGCGGCUUCUUCUGCGUAUUUCCAGUUUUCAUUUUCCCUGCUUUCGAACUCGGUAUCUUGGCGCAGUGGCAGAGAGAGAGAGAGAGAGAGGGGAAUUUUCUACAAACUAUUCACUUACUAGCCAGGAAAUAUACUAAAACGAGUAAUAAAGAGUCGCUAAAGUUUCCACCCAAU